Messenger RNA from Lethenteron reissneri (Far Eastern brook lamprey), 2046 nucleotides. RefSeq names its product zinc finger protein 180-like. Gene Ontology annotation, molecular function: DNA-binding transcription factor activity, RNA polymerase II-specific; RNA polymerase II cis-regulatory region sequence-specific DNA binding. Gene Ontology annotation, biological process: regulation of DNA-templated transcription. NCBI's taxonomy places the organism in Eukaryota, Metazoa, Chordata, Hyperoartia, Petromyzontiformes, Petromyzontidae. The record is from RefSeq and is a predicted model, not a curated record.
CCGCAGGAUCCGUCGGAAAAUCCACGCGACCACGGAGAGAGAGGGACACGCAAACGCCAAAUAUACAGCCAUAAUACAGCUGUCACUUCCUCUGCAGAAUUAGUCUAAUGGAGCAAAGGCACUCUGCGCGGCUCGGUGCUUACAGCAUGGAUCGUACUGGAAAUUUGACACGGCACCAGAGAACUCGUACAGGAGAGAAACCCUUCAAGUGCAGUGUGUGUGAGAAGGUGUUUGCACUUUCAUCUCAUCUUGUAGCACACCAGAGAACACACACGGGAGAGAAACCCUUCAAAUGCAGUGUGUGUGGGAAGGCAUUUGCACGUUCAUCUUGUCUUGUAAUACACCAGAGAACACACACGGGAGAGAAACCCUUCAAGUGCAGUGUGUGUGGGAAGGCGUUUGCACAGUCAUCUACUCUUGCAAUGCACCAGAGAACACACACGGGAGAGAAAGCCUUCAAGUGCAGUGUGUGUGGGAAGGCAUUUGCACAUUCAUUUUCUCUUGUAGCACACCAUAGAACGCACACAGGAGAGAAACCCUUCAAAUGCAGUGUGUGUGGGAAGGCGUUUGCACAGUCAACUACUCUUGUAGAACACCAGAGAACACACACAGGAGAGAAACCCUUCAAGUGCAGUGUGUGUGGGAAGGCGUUUGCACAGUCAUCUACUCUUGCAAAACACCAGAUAAUACACACGGCAAAGAAACCCUUCAAGUGCAGUGUGUGUGGGAAGGGGUUUGCACGCUCAUCUACUCUUGUAGACCACCAGAGAACACACACAGGAGAGAAACCCUUCAAGUGCAGUGUUUGUGGGAGGGCGUUUGCACUUUCAUCUCCUCUUGUAGCACACCAAAGAACACACACGGGAGAGAAACCCUUCAAAUGCAGUGUUUGUGGGAAGGCAUUUGCACAGUCAUCUACUCUUGGAAUACACCAGAGAACACACACGGGAGAGAAACCCUUCAAGUGCAGUGUGUGUGGGAAGGCGUUUGCACGUUCAACUCGUCUUGUAGCACACCAGAGAACACACACGGGAGAGAACCCCUUCAGGUGCACUCCUUGCGGGAAGACAUUUGCACUUUCAUCAAAUCUUCAUGCACACCAGAGAACACACAAGCAUCAGAAGAUCCAGAAGGAGUGGAGUCUGAAAUCGGCUUGUGAAAGUCAAAGUGCCGCAAUGAGCCCAUCCCUCAUUAAACAAGAACCGGAAGAAAAUCCCAGCUUAGACACUUUUAAAGGUAUCAAGGUGAAAUAUGAAGAGGUGAAGGUGAAAUGUGAAGAAGUGAUGGUCAAGAGCGAAGAAGUGAAGGUAAAAUGUGAAGAUGAAGAUUUCACUCCAAAAUCAGACCUUCACAUCGAUAGAGGCAACGUGAAGCAGGAGGAGAAUUCUGACUGUGAGGCAGAGCGAGGCAACUCCCAGCAGUUUGUGGAAGUUGAGGUGUGGGUGGACUUCCUCUGAAACAAUACAAAGUCAAAUGGAGACCCGGUAGAUGUGUAGCUUGAGAUUAUGUCGCUCCAAUAGACGCACCUUUGUCACAGGCCUUUAAUGACAAGAAUGUGAAGUUGAACGCUCAAUUCCUCGGUUCAACCUGCAGGGCAAGAGCGGCCAGUCUUUGUGGACCUGUGGGUUGCGUAGAUCUCUAACCAGGAGUGAGAACCAAUAAGCUCCCAAGCAUUCGAUAUGUAAUCAUAAUUGCAUUUACAUGGUGCUUGCUUAAUUGCCUCAGCAACUUGGAGUUUUGUAUCGUAUCUUGUCUCAAACACUCGAAGAGCAUCCCCAAGUAGCAGCUGCCCCUGUGUGGCACAAGGAGGUGGCCCUGCACCGGCCUGCAUGUGGACAAGAGUCUGUCAGUAGGGGGCGGUGGUUGAUGUGGCAUCUUAGUUGUGGAGUUUGUCGGUAAUGUUUUAGAAUUUGAUCAAUUUUGACCCAGACGUCAGAAUGCAAUGGCCUACUCGUUUUGAAUUACACUAUUAUGUUGUACAUUCACUUCGAUUUAAAGCUUUCGUGACUGCAGGGAUUCAUCUUCUUGGUUCUUUCGGUAAAGUCA